Messenger RNA from Salvelinus sp. IW2-2015, 3553 nucleotides. Lineage: Eukaryota; Metazoa; Chordata; Actinopteri; Salmoniformes; Salmonidae. The record is from RefSeq and is a predicted model, not a curated record.
AUGGCAGACAUCAAGAACUUCCUGUAUGCUUGGUGUGGGAAGAAGAAACUUACACCCAGCUAUGACAUUCGACGGGCUGGAAACAAAAACCGGCAGAAGUUUCUGUUUCGUAUUGAGGAAUUCAACUACACUGGAAUGGGAAACUCCACCAAUAAGAAGAAUGCCCAGGCAAAUUCUGCCAGAGACUUAGUCAAUUAUCUUGUCCGAGAUGGAGAAAUGAAUGCAGCUGAAGUCCAAGCCCUUGGGGUAAGUGUACCUGACUUCAGUGGGGGAGCAGGGGGUGAUAAAGGCAACGUCAGCUUUGGAAGUCUUCCUCCAAGUGGACCUGUCCCACCUCACCUGGUUGUGAAAGCUGAGCAAGCAAAUGCACCUUCUGGACCAGUCCCAGGUGUCACUGGUUUGGGAUAUUCGGGAGGUGAUGGUGGAGGCAAUUAUUCUGGAGGUGCUGGAAACAGCAAUGCUCCGUGGGAUCGUGGGGCCAAUCUGAAGGACUACUACUCAAAGAGAGAUGAGCAAGAGGCACAGGCGACUCUGGAGUCUGAGGAGGUAGAUCUGAAUGCAGGACUCCAUGGCAACUGGACUUUAGAGAAUGCCAAAGCCCGUAUGAACCAGUUUUUCCAGAAGGAGAAGAAUCGGGGGGGGGGGGGUUGGCACCCCUGGAGCUUUUUUGCUGAGAUGCAGUUAUUUGUUAGACAGCUUGGUAGAAAGAUAAUUGCCCGCGAGCAUGGCUCUAACAGGAAGCUGGCGGCCCAGUCCUCUGCGCUGUCUAUCGUCCGUCAACUUUACCAUCUGGGUGUCAUUGAGCCUUAUACUGGCAUUACUAAGAAGAAAGAGGGGGAAAAACGUUUGGAAGCUUUUGAGGUGAAUGUGGUGGAUGAUCUGCAACAUCAGCUAAAGAGUAUUGCCCUGGGUGUUGUAAUUCCACCUCCACCACCUGAUCCAAGUACCCCAGUGUCCCUAGUCCAAGGAAAGAUGGCUCUGUUUGAGCCCUCCCAGAGAAAGAGCUUGGCCGGGGUAGUGCCCUGGUCCCCUCCGCAAGUCAACUGGAACCCCUGGACCAGCAGCAAUAUUGAAAAGGGCCCACUAGCAUUUUGCACCCCAGAGCAAAUCAGCGCUGACCUCCAACAUGAGCUGACCUGUCAAUUGAAACAAGAUCAAAGCCAAACAGAAGGUGUCAUUGGGGAGCGAGAUGGGCUUCCAGUGAAGAAUUUUGAGAGAGAGAUCAUGUCUGCUGUUCAGGGUAACUCAGUGGUGAUCAUUCGAGGGGCGACUGGCUGUGGCAAAACCACCCAGGUUCCCCAGUACAUCCUGGAUCAGUUCAUCAAGAGUGGGAGGGCGUCCGCAUGUAACAUUAUUGUAACCCAGCCCCGGCGUAUCAGUGCAGUGUCUGUUGCAGAGCGUGUUUCCUACGAGAGAGGAGAGGAUGUCGGUAAGAGCUGUGGGUACAGUGUCCGCUUUGAAUCCAUCCUUCCAUGGCCCCAUGCCAGCAUCAUGUUCUGCACUGUUGGUGUGUUACUGCGGAAGCUGGAAACAGGUAUUCGUGGGAUCAACCAUGUGAUUGUGGGUGAAAACCACGAGAGAGACCUCAAUACUGACUUCCUCAUGGUGGUGCUGAAGGACGUGGUCCAGACAUACCCAGAAGUGCGCAUCAUCCUCAUGUCCGCCACCAUCGAAACCACCAUGUUCAGAGAGUACUAUUUCAACUUCCCCGUCAUCGAGGUGUUCGGCCGCACAUUCCCAGUACAAGGUAGGAGAGCUCAUACUUUUUUAGAAGAUUGCAUUCAGAUGACUCAUUUUAUUCCUCCUCCAACUGAUAGAAAGAGAAAGGAUGAGGAACGAGGAGAUGAAGAGGCCGACUGUAAUGUGAUAUGUGGGCCAGAUUACACCCCAAAGACAAAGCGCUCCAUGGCCCAGAUGAAUGAGAAGGAGACUCCCUUUGGGCUGGUGGAGGCCCUGCUGAAGUACAUUGAGACCCUCCAGGUGGCCGGGGCCGUGCUUAUCUUCCUGCCCGGCUGGAACCUCAUCUACUCCAUGCAGAAACACCUGGAGAUUAACCCACACUUUGGUGUGCAGAAAGUGAAGCUGUUCUCGUCUCACAACAACAUGCCCAACUACGCCAUGGUCUGGGGCUCCAAAACCAACCUGGAGCAGAGGAAGAGUCGGGCCGGCCGCGUCCGGGCUGGCCUCUGCUUUUAUCUGUGUAGCAGAGCACGCUUUGACAAACUGGAGACCCAUAUGACCCCUGAGAUAUUCCGUACUCCUCUCCACGAGGUAGCCCUGAGCAUCAAGCUGCUGAGACUAGGAUCCAUUGGCCAUUUCCUUUCCAAGGCCAUCGAGCCCCCUCCCCUGGACGCAGUUAUCGAGGCAGAACACACACUGAAAGAACUGGAUGCCUUGGACACAAAUGACGAGUUGACUCCUGCAAAGCUUCCAAUCGAGCCACGGCUGGGAAAGAUGAUGAUUAUGGGCUGCAUAUUCAAUGUUGGAGAUGCAGUGUGCACCAUCUCAGCAGCAUCAUGCUUCCCAGAGCCCUUCAUCAAUGAUGGCAAGCGCUUGCGCUACGUGCACCGUAACUAUGCUGGCACCCGCUUCACAGACCACGUGGCACUGCUGUCAGUCUUCCAGGCUUGGGACGAUGUGAGAAUGGGAGGUGAGGAUGCGGAGUCCAGAUUCUGUGAACACAAGAGGCUCAACAUGUCCACACUGAGGAUGACCUGGGAGGCCAAAGUGCAGCUGAAGGAGAUCCUCAUCAACUCUGGCUUCCAUGAGGAGUGCUUGAUACAGAUGUUCAACAACGUUGGACCUGACAACAACCUUGACGUGGUCAUCUCUCUCCUGACAUACGGCUCCUAUCCCAACGUGUGCUACCACAAGGAGAAGAGGAAGAUUCUCACCACUGCGGGGCGCAAUGCCCUCAUCCAUAAAUGCUCCGUCAACUGCCCUUUCAGCAGCCAGGACAUGACCUACCCAUCACUGUUCUUUGUCUUUAGCGAAAAGAUCCGGACUCGAGCCAUCUCCGCCAAAGGAAUGACACUAGUCAGCCCACUCCAGCUGAUCUUAUUUGCCGCCAAGAAAAUCACAUCAAACGGAGAAAUCAUUGAGCUGGAUGAUUGGAUCAAACUGAAGAUACCUCAUGACGUGGCGGCUGCAUUGAGGGCUGGAAUGGAGGCCCUUGUUGUGGAAGUCAUCAAAGACCCUGAGUACAUCAGACAGCUGCACCCCACAAACGAGCGUUUGCUCAACAUCAUCCGCCAAAUCGCCAAGCCCUCCGCAGCCGGGCUUAACCUCAUGGUCAACAAUCUACGUUUUGGCGAUGGUCCACGUCCUCCUAAAAUGGGCAGGUUUGAUGGAAGUGGAGGAGGGUACAGAGGAGGAGGAAGUGGUGGCGGAUACCGUGGAGGUGGUGGAUACAGGGGGUGUCAGGGAUAUUAGACCAUGUAACUUUUUGGAUGUUGUAUAUAAAAAUGCAUAAUAUGAUGUUUGUUUAUUUGACUGUAAUAUUUGAAAAAUGUCUAAGGAUGUUUUUGUUUUAGUUGUGCAUUGUGUGACCCCC